AUGGCUUCCGUCAUCGACUCUCUCAGCUCACUCAUCUCCUCCAUCUUCCAUGCCUUCACCGCCGCCUUCGGGUCCGUCAUCGCGGUUAUACAAUCUCUCUUUGAUGCGGGCUCCAGCACCAUACAAGCAGGGUCUUCAGCUGCCGGUGGUGCCCUCUCGGGCUUUGCGCAGAUCUUGGAAGGGUUGUCGAAUUUCAUCAUGAACAAUCUUGCCGUUACCACCGCCCUGGUCGCCGCUGUCAUCGGCUAUUCGAUAUACUAUGAGUACAAUCAACGACAAGCUCAACGAGAAGUUGAGCGUGCCGCCGAGGAAAAGCAACAGAAGAUGACUUAG
Amorphotheca resinae ATCC 22711 is the source of this 333-nucleotide messenger RNA. RefSeq lists its product as hypothetical. NCBI's taxonomy places the organism in Eukaryota, Fungi, Ascomycota, Leotiomycetes, Helotiales, Amorphothecaceae. The record is from RefSeq and is a predicted model, not a curated record. The transcript is spliced from 2 exons. Bases 1 to 333 code for a protein of 110 amino acids.